UAAUUGUACACCCUUGCGCACCAUACUUCAAGAAAAUGGCUGCUUUGCGAAAUAAAAAAACAACUGGGUUACUGUUAUGUGAUGCUUUUGCGAGAUAGAAACAACAAACGACAAUGUUAGGAUGUGGUUAUACUUCAAAUAAUAUCACGCUGAUGGAUUAUUGGAGUUAUUGAGUCUUUAAAGAGCAAGAAAAGAUGAAGGAGAUUCCAUUCCGUUUUGUGGGGUACAAAGUAUGGACAGAAUUGGCAAACAAGUUGGAUCCAGACACUGGACUCAUUGGGAAUAACUGGAGAAUGCUGGCAGAGAAACUAGGGUAUUCCACGGAAGUUAUACUGUGCCUGGAGUCUAAGAAGACCUCCCAUGGCCGUAACACACUGACUCUGUUUGAGGAGUAUAUCAAGAGUCGAGACUCCUCCGUGAACGCCGUGAUGAAAGCGCUGGAGAGCAUGGAACGCAAGGACGCACUGGAGGUUCUACAGAACUCCAUUCCUGAGAUUCAGAGGCGGUACGAUGCUGAGAUGAAGUUGAGCCUAAAGAUGGAGCCCCAGGAGCACUCGGAGUGCCCGCCUUGUUAUUCUUCCUAUACCAGGGAUUCCAUACCACAUUCUCACCACUCCAGCUUUGGCCAUUUUGGUGUACCUUAUCCCCACAUGAACCCCCAUAUGAAUAUUGUAGGACCUUCUCAUUCCAAUGCUUACAGCAAUCUGGAGCAUGACAUGCCCAAGAAAAUUAAUACCUCAACAGCUUUCUCAAAGCGUGUCACUAAAGGGGUUUUACGCAUGAGGGAUUACAAUCAUUCAGCAAAUCACACACAUAUGUCCACCAAUGUUCGUGGAGGAAGCAUGGCUGUUCAAGUGGACAGACGCGAUAAUUACACCAGCGACGAGAUCGAGAUGGGUGAGUUAUCGAGCCAUCUCCGAGAUGACCCGGCACCAAUGGCUGCCGUUCUUCUCCGGAAACAAUACAUGAACCCCCUGAAUCAUGUUCAAAGGAACAUGAUGAAUUCACAAGACAUGUCCGUUGCCAGUGAGGAAGUAGUGGGGACCAGUCCUGGCUUUCAAGAGCCUAUGGCUCCAAAGCAUGGCUCCCUGAAAAGACAGAACUCUGUGGAGUCCAAUGCAAGGCAGCCAAUGAAUGAAAUGCAGGCUAAGAAAUUGGAUUCAAACAAAAAGCUUGCACUGAACAUCCCUAUCUCAUACAACAGAACUGCCAUGCAGUCAAUGAAACCCCAAGAUGCCUUCAUUAGCCCAAGUCCCAGUCAGACCCCAACCUCUUCCUCUUCCCAGAAUCCAUUAGAAAAGCUCCAGCAGAUCACUGGCUCCAACUCUUACAUGCCGGACGAGAAGUACCAAAGCAUGAUAGAAGAGAAGAACCGCGAGGAGAUGCUGUACAAUGGGAACAGAUUUGGAUCGGAGGAGUUGUUUAAGAAAAGCCCAAUGUCCUCUUGUCAAUACGAGGCUGAGAUGAAGAAAGGGGUCAUGGGACAGCCAGGUGGAGAGUGGUUUAACUUUAAACCAGGCGUUAGGGGGCACCACCAGGUGGCCAACCAUCUAAGGCUGAUGAAGGACCAGGGCCCAAGAACCUUCCCCCUGAGGUCCAAGUCCCUAACCAUGUGUGAAGGGGGCGAGAGUGAUUCUCAGGACCACACCAAUCUGUCCAAGUCACAAUCCAUGCCUCAUGACAUGAAACCAGCCGAGUACAGGAAAGCAUUUCGGCACAUUAAGGUUUUUGUGACGUACUCUGCAGAAUCAAAGCGUCACAUACAGAAGGUGCUGAAUCUCUGCCGCUGUAUUGAGAAGAAUGGGUUUACUUGUUGUAUGGACAUGUAUGACCGCCGAAUGCCAACAGAAGACAAGUUAGGCUGGGUCAAGGAGAGGUUUGAUGAGGCUGACUUUAUUCUGAUCUGUGUGUCAGAGACGUACAUAAAUGAGACAGAGAGAGGUCAAUCAGAGGUCACUGAGUCGACCAGCGACAAACAGCUACACACCGACUACAUCUACCAGCUGAUGGUGAUGGAGUAUAAUCAGAUCGGACGGAACCGCCGCUUUAUCCCCGUCAUGCUGGACGGCACCACAGAGGAACAUAUCCCUUCCUGGUUACAGAACACUCUUGUCUACAAGUGGCCCCUACAUUUCCGUGACCUUCUGUGGUUCCUGACCAAACCGGAGACAAGGAUCAAAGCAAAGACUCUGACAGAGCAGAAGUCCUCGGAGGAGGAAGAGGAAAUGGUGCCCGAUUCACCCCCAGCUGCUGCAGCAACAUAAAGAGGAUUUUAUGUGUGCUGCUACAGCAACCUUGGAUAAUUUUCAUUGCUGGCUGCUAGCUGCUAGUUUCAUCGUGGGCUGUUGCAGCAACACUAGAAAAGUGUCACCGCUAUCUGCCUCAACAACAAAUCAGUGCUGGCUGCAGCGACAAUGUGAAAACAAAUACAUAUACAUGUUGCCUCUCAAGACUUGCUGAAUGCCAGCUAUUACAGCAACAUAGAGAAAAGCAAGGCUUCUUAAACUGGCUUAUAUUGAUGAUAAAAAAGAUUACGGGAUGAAAGAAAGCUUGUGAAAUUUCAAAUGGAAAAAGAAACACUAUAAUAUUUUAUAAGGUUGCUAUAAGGUUAUAUUUAUGUACAAAAGAAAAUGAAAUAGCUCUCCUUACUUUGGAUUUCAGCUCAAAAAAUGAGUAAUCUGACAUCGGGCCCCUGAUUGUUAUGGCGGCUGAUACACAGCCAUAUUUGUUUCUGAUGUCUCGUAGGUCAAGGUCACCUGUCUGUUGUUUGUUGUGUCCCUUUACUGUGUAUCUUGGUAAAUGAUCUCGGAUCUCUAUCAGGUUGACUAAGACUAGAAGUGAGCGACUGUUAUUGUGCCAUAGAAUCUUACUAAACAAUCAAAAUCAUGCACUUAGUGCUUUGUACAUAGGUUUGGCUUCACUGGUUCAGGUAGCAAGCAAUUCAUCUCCUAUUCUUCUUCUAGAGAUUUUGCAACAUUUAAAUGAAACGAGAUAUUGUAGUAAUUUGCUAUUAUAACAGAACUGUAAAGUUUUUAAUUGCCAUUUUUAACUUGCAAUAGAGUUACAGAACCGAUAUGUUUUUGAUAUUAAAGUUUGGUAAUGAAAUAAGCUUUGAUAAUAGGUGCUUUGAGACAUAUUUAAUUGAAUCAUUGUCAGCCUGUCUGCAUUCUCUCCCACUGCAAUCGUUUUGAUUCGUUUAUUAGAUAAGUAUAUUAUAUAGAGAACAUAUUAGAAUAUUAUCACCAUAUUUUGGUUUUACAGGGUUAAUUAAGAAAUGAACUCAAUGUCUACCCUAGUUAUACGAGUAUAACCUGGGUUAGGACAAUUAACGCUUUAUAAUCCGCUAAGCGGAUUAUAAAUAAGUGUAAAUUGCUCCAAUUCAGGUAUAACUUGGGUAGAUAUUGAGUUCAUUCCUUGUAAUUUAAUUUUCUGUACAAAUUAAUUCCGUUUCACUUUUAAAAAUGAUAUUAAUCUGUUAAAAAUUCAAAUGUAACGUCAAGCGGAUUAGUACGUUUUUGACGUUGGUACAUUGUGAUGUGUAAACCAGGUUAUACAAAUUUAACUAAAUUUUUCUAUCCAAUCAAAUGCCACGUUACAACCAGAAUUAAAUUAUUGAUUGGUAUUCUAGAGAUUCCUUUGUACUGGGAUGUUUGAAAAAUCAAAAGCUAAUUAAUGAGGAUUUAAACUAUGAGUUAAUUAUGUUACGGUCACAAAUAACUCAACAAAAUACAUCUGAGUAUAUGCUUAAGAUAUUGUAUUGAUCGAAGAAAUCUUGGGAGAAUGAUAUGAAAUAGUGUUUUUUAUCUUUAAUUGUUAAAUAGCACAUGUAGUAAGAUAAGACUGGAUAAAGCAUAUUAUUGUGAUAUCGGUUAUGUAGGUGUAAGCAUGUAUGGUGCGUUAAGAUUAUUUACGUGUUAAACAUUGUGUUUUUAUGUAUUUAUGAAGAUUUAUGUUAAUAGUGUAAUGAGCCAUCAUACAAGGGAGAAGUGCUUCAUACUAAUAUAUAUUGCAAAGACAUCAUGGUGGAUUUCUUUGAAGAGAACAAAGUUUAUAUUUAAGUUAUGGCGUGUAUUUCAUACAGAUGUUACUGGCAUGUUACGUGAUUUUUAUAAGCGAUGGCGUAAAACUAUUAAUGUGUUUAUGUUAGAUAGAUUUAUGUAUCUAUCAAGUCAUUUAUAUAUGUACUUGGAAUCAUUCUUGUUAUUUUAUCUUUUUAUUUUGAGAGGGGGUGGGUGGGGAUGAUCGGAUCUUUUAUUAUUGGAAGAAAACCAAGGAGUGUCACUGAUCUGCAUUAAAAUCUGUUUUGAUAUCACAAUGUUUAUAAAAUAUUGUUAUCCAAAGAAUGGUCUGACUUUAAGAAAUGUUGCUGUGUACUUAAGUACAUCAACAAAAUAUUGUAAAAAAAUCAUUUUAAUGCAGUAUAAUCAUCUUUUUCUUCUGUUUCAACUGUUUUCAUGUUAAUGACACAUUUUAAGCAUGUUUAUCAGUAUUUGUUUGAUUUCAUUCCAGUUUGCUGCAUAUUAUAUACUUUUUAAACAUAUUAUGUAUAUGAUUAAACGUGCAUUCCAUUUUUAUUAUUCUAGAUUCCAGAUUAUGGCAUCAUUUAUCAUUUUUAAGUAUAAAAAAAUUUUUACUCGGCAUUCCACCGAAAGCGGCGGGCAUUCCCUUGUUUUUGUGUUUGAUCAUUUUUCAUGCAUUCCAAUUUUUAAAAUCAAUUGUUUUAUUAGAAAUUCAUGUUAUUGAUUCAUUCAAAAUAUUUUUUUUCUGUUUUAAUUUUUGUCUUUUUUAUGUAAUUGUAACAUUUCACAUCACAGAACUUGUUUAAGUUCCUGAAUUUGGCCAUGCUUGAAGUGGAUGUUGCCUUGUCCUUUGGUUUGAUGGGCUUGUGCAAUAUAAGGAAGAUAUUCGGGAAAAAGAAAUAUGGUGAUAAAAUAAACAUGGAUGGAUGGAGGACUAGGAGAAUAUAAAAUUUAUAAGAUUUAUAGUAGCUUUGUGAAUGGAUUGAGCUAUAUUUUAUUGUACAACAAUCCAAAUCCAAAGACCUAGGCUUUACAUUAUCAUUUCUAUUAAGUCUGUGAUUUCUAAUGACUUUCAGAUGUUUGUCUCCAUAUUGUAAAUCUUAAAUGAUAGUGAUGUCACAGAGGGAGGAUGUACACUUGUAUUGCCAUGCCUUUACAUCCUUGCUGAAAUUGAUAUCACUGAGCAGGAAGGAUUAUUGCCCUGCCUUGUACAUCCUUGAUAACAUUGACAUUACUUCUGGUAGAAUAUAUUGCCCUGCAUAGUAUAUUCUUGCUGACAGUGAUAUCACUGUGAGGGUAUUUGCCCUGUCUUGUACACCCUUGCUAACAGUGACAUUACUUCAGGUAGAAUGUAUUGCCCUGCUUUGUACAUCCUUACAAACAGUAAUAUCACUGGAAGGAUAUUGCAUUGUCAGGGUUUGAUGGAGUUUGUCUUUAUGUCGUUUUACCCUGGAGUUGAUACAUCUGUUACAUUAUUUUUCUCAUGUUGGUCAUAAUGUGUAGAAUUCAAGCAUUCAUUACAUGGGUAUUUUUGGCUCCUUCUUUGAUUUUAUUCAUUGUUAUAUAUAAAAUAUAUGUAAUAAAAUUGUAUUUUAAUUCUAAAAA
Messenger RNA from Magallana angulata, 5624 nucleotides. RefSeq lists its product as uncharacterized. The coding region runs from base 195 to 2264 and encodes 689 amino acids. The record is from RefSeq and is a predicted model, not a curated record. Gene Ontology annotation, biological process: signal transduction; positive regulation of canonical NF-kappaB signal transduction; humoral immune response. The transcript is spliced from 6 exons. NCBI's taxonomy places the organism in Eukaryota, Metazoa, Mollusca, Bivalvia, Ostreida, Ostreidae. Gene Ontology annotation, molecular function: protein binding.